This is a messenger RNA of Octopus sinensis (East Asian common octopus), 1815 nucleotides long. Its product is annotated as phosphopantothenate--cysteine ligase-like. The record is from RefSeq and is a predicted model, not a curated record. Gene Ontology annotation, molecular function: phosphopantothenate--cysteine ligase activity. Gene Ontology annotation, biological process: coenzyme A biosynthetic process. Gene Ontology annotation, cellular component: nucleus; cytoplasm. NCBI's taxonomy places the organism in Eukaryota, Metazoa, Mollusca, Cephalopoda, Octopoda, Octopodidae. The coding region runs from base 39 to 971 and encodes 310 amino acids. The transcript has 7 exons.
AAAAUAAGGUAGGAAAGGUAGUGAUGUUGUGAUAAAGCAUGGAGAGUGACUCGAGCAAGUUCUUGAAGGAAUUGCCGGUGCCAGAGAGAUUCGAAGAGAAACAGAUACGAAUACAGAACUUCGUUGAACGACAACACUCGUUAAGAAACAAAGUCGUACUUGUUACGUCUGGAGGUACCAUUGUUCCAUUAGAAAGCCGAACUGUACGUUUUAUUGACAACUUCAGCCAGGGGACCCGUGGAUCAGCAUCAGCUGAAUAUUUUCUCAAUAGUGGUUAUGCAGUGAUAUUCUUACACCGAAACGGUUCUCUUGAGCCAUAUUCUCGCAAUUUUUCACGGAAAAAUCUACUUGAUUUUCUUGAAUUCCGUGAAGAUGGCCAGGAACAGUCACUUGCAGUGCAAGGCAAGUAUGAGGAGAAAAUUAGCAAGAUUUUACGCAUCUAUCAAAAGGUAACACAUUCUGAAAUGUUACUAUCAGUAGAUUUUACAACAUUGAGUGAGUAUUUGUAUUUACUCCGCAUAGCAGCUCUGGCAUUAAAAACUCUCCAGCUCGAUGCCAUGCUCUAUCUUGCAGCAGCCGUGUCUGACUUCUAUAUUCCCAAAGAUCAAAUGCCAGAACACAAAAUCCAGUCCUCAAAUGGCUCUCUACAAUUAUCUCUUCAAUUGGUUCCUAAAUUAUUGGAACCACUUGUCAAAGACUGGGCACCAGAUGCUUUUAUAAUUUCUUUUAAGUUAGAAACUAACAGAAGUUUGCUGAUAUCGAAAUCAAAAGCAGCUCUAGAAAAAUAUCAACACCAGUUAGUCAUUGCCAACCUUCUUGAGACAAGGAAAGAAGAGGUAAUUCUGGUUACCAAAGACUCCUCAAAACCAAUCUUGCUGUCUGCCGAAUGUCUUUCACAAGGAGUUGAAAUAGAAGAGCUCAUUAUCAAAGAGUUGAUAACCAUACAUAACCACAUGUUAAACCAAAAAUAAUCCUUUAUAGGGAUGAGGGAGCGGGAUUGGUUCGUCUGCAAUCUGUUCUUCAACAUUCUGCUACAUUUCAUUAGUUUGAAGAAUGAAGUUUUGUAGAAACUGUGAUUUUGUAAUUCUGCUGUAAAUUUUAUUUUUCAAGUAGAAUCUUAUUACCAUGCAUAUGUAUAAUUUUUGCAUGCUAGAUCCGAAUGACUGACUUGUGGAAGUGACUGAGAUAAAGAAGCUAAAAGUAGUGUUAGUGUUGGCAGUGAUGCCAGUAAAGAAUUUGAUGUAUCAGAGCAUAAGGAAUUACCAAGGGCUAGACUUUGUUGUCAGGUUUUCUUUGGUAUUAUUUUCUUUGUGUGUAUGUGUGUUUGUAUGUAUGCAUGUUGAUAAGUGUUUACAGGAAUUGAUGCUUGCAUAUAAAAACGUUGCACACAAAUAGACUGUUCAAUGCCUUGUUGAAAUACAAGAAAAAUUUAAGUUUGCCUCUGGGAAAGGUUGGCUGGGGUCUACAGUUUUAAAGGUGGACAUAGGCAUAGAUUAGGGUAUUAGUUUGUAGUUUGAUGUUCUAAAAACUUCAUUAACAACAGGGUCUUAACUGUGUGUAGAAGAAAAAAGUGAGCACAUGUAGUCUGUAAUAAUGAGUGAUGACAAUGAUGGCUCUCCUGUACCUGGAGGUCUUCCGACUAGUAUCUCCCAUCAAGGACUCCCAUAGACCCAGGUUCAUUGAUCAGAGCAGAAAGAAAUAAUAAUAAUAAUAUUCAGGGACCUUUUGAGCAGGAUGGGCUGCUCAACCUGAAGGAAAUUCUAACAGGGCUCCAUUUUCAAGGUCAUACACUGUUUAUCUUGAUAUGAAAUCACC